ACGUAUAUUAGGAAAAGUGCCGUGACGUAUAAUUUUGGUUUCAUUUUUUCAUCUCGGUUAAGUGAAACCAAUAGCGCAGGUAUUACCUGUGAGAAACAUUUGUAUACGAAUUACUCGUAAAGUAGGAAAUAAAUGCGAUUUUUGUGUAUUAUUAGCUUUCUUUAGUGAACGAGAAUCCGCACGCGUUGCGACAGUGAAGGUUUGAGCACACUCAAAAAGUGAAUCGUCACAAAGUGAAAAGAUUUUGUGCUAACAUAUUCUGCGGUUCGUCUCCGGUUUCGACGUAGCUGUCCCCGUCAAAGACGCAGGCUAUCUUAGCAUAUUCCGGAAGGAUAAAAGCCGGAUCUUGAAUCCUAUUAAAAACUAAAAAUUUUGUGAAGGCCACAUUUUUUUGUUGUAAAGGUCAUUCUGGCUGUCAACAUUCGGUUGCAUAUAAAAGAUUAACCUAAGCAGCUCUGGAGAAGUUAAUACUUUCCUGUUACGGAACAGUAAUUCCAUUCGUGAAAUGGCUCUUAGCCAAACAUCCGUGUUAAAACUUUAUAACACUGUUAUCGAUGACGUUAUCGCCGGCGUCCGUGAUGCCUUUCUCGAUGAAGGAGUUGAUGAGCAAGUGCUACAGGAGAUGAAACAUGUAUGGACAAACAAAUUGAUGGCUAGCAAAGCGGUUGAGACAACCGUGGAUCCGCAAGACCAGCACCAACCUGCUCUUCUGGCGAAUAGCACAAAGUCGGUGUCACAUUCUAAGGCCAAUGGAACAAAAAAAGCUAAGGCAGCUGCAGCGGCAGCUGCAGCCGCUGCUAAUCAAGAAAAUCAAAAUGGUACCACAAAGACAGUGCCCAACAGUACAUCAGCACCUCCGCUUAUUAAACCGGAACCCCAUGCCGACCCACAGAAUAGUCACCACAUGCAACAGGCGCAGCCACCACCUCUGGCUCAAUCACAGCCACCCGUACAACAAUCGCUCGCAUCUCAGCACCCUGCACCACCAGCUGCUGUUGUAGCAUCACUUGAUCCACACAAGAUGGUAGCCAUACAAAUCACGCUACCCGCACAACCGAAUGUGGCCAAUUCGCAGCCUCGUGUUCUCACAAUUCAAGUGCCGGCAUCAGCUCUCCAGGAAAAUCAGUUGCAACAAGUGCUCACGGGACCGAUAAUAACCUCAAUAAUGCCACUACCGCCACAAAUUGCCUCAUCUGUUCUACAGCAGCACGUCAAUUCCUAUCUCCAGAAUAAUUCAAUAAAUACUAUACAGCUUCACAAGCAACUGGACGGUGCCUCGUUUGACUGGGAAAGUGAUUCGUAUGCCAGAAAAAGUGAUAGCAUUGUAUCGUAUACACUUACCGAUGUGUUGGACCAACAAUUAGUAAAUACAGUGGCAUCCAAGGACAUUCCGUUGCCUUGUACAUCUACAUCUCGUUCCAUGCUUCAUAGGAGACCUAGAAGCCGUAAAACUGGUAUCAUUGAAAUUAAGUAUCAGCUGGAUGGUGCUGUAGAUACUUCCGACGAGGAGGCUAGUGACAUCAGUGAUGAUAACAUUGGAGACGACGACGAAGAUGAUUUGGACAAAGAAGAUGAAGAAGAUCUGGACGGCGACGGUGGCGCGGAAGAAGAACCAUUAAAUAGCGAGGAUGAUGUUACCGAUGAGGAUGCGUCAGAUUUAUUCGACACGGACAAUGUUGUUGUCUGUCAAUAUGAUAAGAUCACCCGAUCCAGAAAUAAAUGGAAGUUCUAUUUGAAGGAUGGCAUUAUGAAUAUUACCGGAAAGGAUUAUGUAUUUCAGAAAUCGAAUGGCGAUGCUGAAUGGUAGAUUCUCGGACAUAAAAUUAUCAAAAAGUGUACUAAAACAUAAAACUAAUUAACUAGGUAACCUUGCGUUUGCAGCUGCAAAGUGAAAUAACUUGAAAAGAUGGUAUGUGUAUAUGACUUUUUACUGCUGGUAAAAUUUUGUUUCCUAUGUUCUAUUUGGCAAUGUUUUACACAAGUUGAAAUCUGUGAUUGUUUCCAUUUUUUCUAUCGUUACCUAGAAACAAAUAAUUGCCGCUAAUUAAAGAAUAGAGCGAGUAGUAAGAAAUAAUCUUAUUAAAUACCUGAGGAUUUCUUCAUUUCGCUAGAAAACAGUACACCACAUAGUUUAGUUAUUAAGUUUUAUUGUUUAGCACAGUAGUACGAAAUGUACAAUCAUGUAAAAAUUAAAAAAAAACAUGCACAGAUGAACUUUGAUCUUCACCCCAAACCUUUUCACUAGUUUUAAUUUUGUACUGUCCUCGGGAUGUUUCAACAGAAAAGAAAAAUUAGGAUAGAAAUACAUUUAAUCUGAACAGAACAGCAAACAGAAUAUUUUACAUUGUAGACCGAUCGGGUCUCUUACAAAAACUAAUACUAUCAUAUAACAAUAUUUAUAUCUCAAUGAGGUAAAUCGUCUGAUGUUUUACGUUUUCUGGUAUGAUUGAAAGUCACAAGUAUUUGUACUUGAUAUCAGCGUUGUUAUAGUUGAGAAAAACAUCAUCAGAAAACAAUUAUGUAAAAAUGUAAGCA
Messenger RNA from Sabethes cyaneus, 2535 nucleotides. It is a transcript of the gene TfIIA-L, whose product is annotated as transcription initiation factor IIA subunit 1. Gene Ontology annotation, biological process: transcription by RNA polymerase II; transcription initiation at RNA polymerase II promoter. The record is from RefSeq and is a predicted model, not a curated record. NCBI's taxonomy places the organism in Eukaryota, Metazoa, Arthropoda, Insecta, Diptera, Culicidae. The transcript is spliced from 7 exons. Gene Ontology annotation, cellular component: transcription factor TFIIA complex. The coding region runs from base 506 to 1807 and encodes 433 amino acids.